This is a messenger RNA of Sabethes cyaneus, 2251 nucleotides long. RefSeq lists its product as uncharacterized. Bases 577 to 2016 code for a protein of 479 amino acids. The record is from RefSeq and is a predicted model, not a curated record. The transcript is spliced from 6 exons. Gene Ontology annotation, molecular function: oxidoreductase activity. Lineage: Eukaryota; Metazoa; Arthropoda; Insecta; Diptera; Culicidae.
GCACUUAAAAUUACAACAUUUCGUUCCGGUGCUCCGGUACAUAUACAAAGCGAGAAGUAUUUACUGUUAGUGUUGAUAAGUGUCAGAUUUCGCAAUUGCUUUUGGCCUAAAAUUUUACGGACAACACAUGUUUUCAACACUUGUACUGGACGACGGUUUGCGUGACCUAGUUCCAGCUCGAUCGAUUUUAUGAUUUGGUUCGGUGUUCCAGAUUCUCGUUACAGCCUGAAAAAUUAGUAGGACAAACCUGUGCUGUGAUUGGUGCUUGAAUAUAUUAGCCAGAAUAAGUAAAUCGAAUUUCUCUCAGCUGGUGUCGAGGUUGGCGUUAUUAGGCGUGUGUGUUAUUUUUAGGCAGUGUUCUGAACAAAACCGUUAAUUUUUUACAAGGUUGGAUUUUCGUGAUGUGGUUAAGGUGAUAUCCGACAUCUAGUAGAAGCAUUUCAACGUUGAUCCAAGAAGACGCACGCACGUUGAGCUCUCGUUCAGGCCGUGGUUUUCGGCAUAAAAUACGAUUCUCAUCGUACAUUCAAAAACUGCCGCACUAAGUUGGGUGAACGAACAGGAAAAAAGGGAAACAUGUUCCUAACGGCGACGCAACACGUGGUCCUUGCGGCGGCGGCGGAGGCUGCCUCUUGCCUAAAACAAUACGCUCCAAAGUGCUCAGCGACUGUGUUGGUGUGCAAACAGCAGCAGCUCUACGGCCGCUACAGUGUCGCCAUCAGGGGAAAAUGUCACAAUCGCGACGCGGUAUUACAACGCGGGACAACAACUGUGCGACCAGUUGCUUCUGAUCUUCGGUGCACGCAGGAGGCAGUCUUUACGGGCUGUUUCGUCGGAUCUAAUCAACAGCGGGUCUUCAUUUCAAGAUCCACUGCUCAACCAGUAUCGAUAGCAAGGGUGACCGCCAGCAAAGGACAAAUUAGAAAUAUGGCUACUCACGUUAAGCCCCGCUUGAUCGCCGUGGAAGAAGCUCGACGUUUCAUGGUCGAUUGCUUCGUCAAAUCGAAGACACCUUUGGAGCACGCCAAGCAAAUGGCAGAUCUACUGGUGGAGGCCGACUACCGAGGACACUUCAGUCACGGUAUGAACCGGUUGGAAAUGUACAUCAAUGAUCUGCAUAUAAAUUCCUGCAAUGGAGCAGCAGUGCCAACGGUGUUGAACGACACGCCAGCGGCAGCAUGGGUCGACGGUAAUAAUGGCUUGGGAGCUGUAGUAGGUAACUUUUGUAUGGAUCUCGCCGUCAAGAAAGCUAAGGAAGUUGGUGUAGGGUGGGUUGUUGCAAAACGGUCCAAUCAUUAUGGUAUUGCUGGAUGGUACACGUUACGUGCAAUGAAGUCGAAUUGCAUAGGUAUUUCAAUGACUAACACAUCGCCAUUAGCUAGUCCAACCAGAAGUAAAGAAGCCGCUCUAGGAACCAAUCCAUUGUCUGUUGGUGCUCCAGCUGAAAAUGGAGACGGAUUUGUACUAGAUAUGGCGACAACUGCUGUAGCUGUAGGAAAGAUUGAAAUGCAACGCCGCAAAGGUGAACCGAUUCCGGUUGGUUGGGCACAAGAUCCAUCUGGUCAUCCGACCACAGACGCGAACGUCGCCUUCGAUACCGGCUGUCUGAUGCCGCUGGGCGGCACAGAACUUACUUCCGGCUACAAAGGUUACGGUCUCUCUGCGAUGGUGGAAGUUUUCUGUGGUAUUAUGGCCGGAUCUAACUAUUCUACCAAAGUGCGGAAAUGGACUCAUGCCGGUGCUGACUCGGAAGCCAAUCUAGGACAAUGUUUCGUAGCGAUCAACCCCGGCUGUUUCGCACCCGGUUUCGAAACGAGGAUGUCCGAUUUAAAUAGUAUUUUGCGGAACAUGCCUAGGACUGAUGAAUCGAAGCCGGUUUUGGUGGCUGGAGAUCCGGAAAAGAACCAUAUGAAGAAAGUAGAUGAGGAGGGAGGGUUGGCCUAUCAUGAAAAUCAAAUCAAAACGUGCAACCAGCUGUCCGAACGGUUGGGAGUUACUCCAAUUGCAUUCGUUUGAAAUAUUAAGCAAGACAUUGCUUAAAUAUUCUAAAUCUGCCUACCUGCCUGAUAUGAAUGUUAAUUCUUUAUGCUCGUUAAUUGAGUAUUGGGCUAUAAUGUUGAUACAUCUUCCGCAUCACCCGCCAAGAUGAUUUGGGUUUAGAGAAAGUUAAAACCAAAAAAUCGUUUGCUUUUGGCUUUCAAGCCUGCUAUGGGAUUUAUCCCCUUUUCUUCAUUCCCCUCUCUUUGGGUCA